GGUCCAGCAUCUUGUGGCUGCGUCGCUACCCAGGCCGCCACUGGAUGCGGUGGAUGGAGAGGAACUUCGACUUCCAGAAGAUGGCCAUGAUGGGUAUUCCCGAGAUGCACAUCGACCCAACGAAGAACCGCUGGCGGUACUACGUGGACACGAGCUACUACGGGGGCAUGCUCGACAAGGCCCACGAGGACUUCUACCGGUACGUCAUGCUCUACCCCGCUCUGGCGUACUUCUUCUUUUUCGUCUGGGCGCGUAUCAAGGAUUCUACUGUUGCGCUACUCUGCGGUCGAAUGCUUCUCCCGCGGGUGCUGAUAUAGGAUGCGCAAACCGAAGGCAGCAGGGCUAUCUGACAGGGUCAAGGAAGGAUUGCAGCAUGGUCCAUGGACGGCUGAGGUUGAGCUGGGGAUAGUGAUAUGUAGGGUCAUGCGAAAUCUGCAGUCGUGCAGCACAUUCCCGGGUUCAGAUCUCGUACACACAGUGCCCCGC
Messenger RNA from Prorocentrum cordatum, 486 nucleotides. NCBI's taxonomy places the organism in Eukaryota, Dinophyceae, Prorocentrales, Prorocentraceae. The record is from the annotation of a GenBank genome assembly.